This is a messenger RNA of Olea europaea var. sylvestris, 2760 nucleotides long. Its product is annotated as pentatricopeptide repeat-containing protein At2g32630. Gene Ontology annotation, molecular function: protein binding. Bases 276 to 2138 code for a protein of 620 amino acids. The record is from RefSeq and is a predicted model, not a curated record. The transcript is spliced from 3 exons. NCBI's taxonomy places the organism in Eukaryota, Viridiplantae, Streptophyta, Magnoliopsida, Lamiales, Oleaceae.
AUCAAUUCCCAUUCCCAGAUCAAUCCCGUCUUCUCCCUUCCUUGUCUAUGGUACCGCCAAAUCAACAGCCGGCGAACAAUACGGCCGUCAUCUAGCUGUUUGUUGAGAGAACAAGAAGUAGACACAGCUUCCUGGAUGGGAAAUGUGCAUUUAUUGUGUGGUAUGUAGAUUGUUCCUUAUGUUCAGUACUUGGCCAAGCAUCAAAUUUCUGAAGCAAAAGAGCAAGCUCUGUUCGUUGUCUCUGGUUUUCAAAGCCUACUGUAUCACAAAAAUCAAUGCCAACCCGAAAGUUUUACAAUACUGUGAAACAAGUUUUCAGGACGAAUUUAGCUUCGACAUCAGAUCAUGGAAUCGCCAAUUUGGUCUCAAAAGCCUUGAUUAGUUCUACUCCAAAAUCUGUUCUAAUCUCACCAGCUCUGAUUUCAAAUCUUAAUUCCGGUAUAAUCAACCUCGUUCUCUCAAAUCCUCUUGUUCCAGCCUGGUCUUGCUUGCACUUCUUCAAAUUCCUGCAAACCAAUCAGUCUAUCACGCGUCAGAAACCAAAUGUUCAAGCCCAUAUUACACUCAUUUUGAGGUUAUUCAAAACCAGAAAAUUUGCAGAGGCCAAGAAUAUAUUGCAUGCUGUUGUUGUUGAUGAUGAUCUCAGAUGCCCAGUUUCAAAGAUAGCUUCUUUAGUGGGUGAAAGUUGUGAAGAACCCAAAAUCAUUGUGAAGCUCUUUGAUAUGUUAUUUAGAGUUUAUGCUGAUAAUAAGAGGUUUGAGGAGGGUUUGGAGAUUUUUGAACAUAUGGUUAAUAAUGAAUAUAAGAUUGAUGAGCGAUCUUGCAUGGUUUACUUGAUUGCACUCAAGAGAUGCAAUAAAUAUGAGUUAUUUUUUCAUUUCUUUCAAAGAAUGGUGGAGUCAGAUGUGGAAAUUACAGUUUAUUCAAUGACUAUGGUGAUUGAUGGUUUGUGUAAAAGAAGAGAGGUUGAUAAAGCGAGAAAAUUGAUGGAUGAUAUGGUUGGUAAAGGGAUCAAACCUAAUGUGUAUACUUACAAUACAUUGAUAGAUGCAUAUGUAAAAAAGUUCGAUUUUAGUGGAGUGGAAGAUAUUUUAGCCGCAAUGAAGGAAGCAAGAGUGGACUUCAAUGUAGCAACUUAUACUCUUUUGAUUGAUGGGUGUUUGAGAUCUGGCAAGAUUCAAGACGCUGAGAAAACAUUUGAGGAAAUGAUUGAGAAUGGAGUAGAGGCUGAUGUCCAUGCCUACACUUCAAUGAUUAGUUGGUACUGUAAGUUGGGUAAUGUGAAAAGGGCAUUUGCUUUGUUCGACGAGAUGGUGGAGAAAGGCCUUGAUCCAAAUGUUCACACUUAUGGUUCUCUUAUAAAUGGUUUGUGCAAAGCCGGGAAAAUGGAUGCAGCUGAGAUUUUGCUCAAUGAGAUGCAAAGUAAAGGAAUUGACUUGAAUCGAGUAAUAUUUAAUACACUGAUGGAUGGUUAUUGUAAGCAAGGGAUGAUCCGUGAAGCUUGGAGACUUCAAGGGGUUAUGGAGCAGAAAGGACUUGAAGCAGAUGUGUAUGUUUACAACACAAUUGCCACUGGGUUGUGUAGACUAAAUCAGCACGGGGAAGCAAAAAGUUUGCUGUUCUCAAUGGUAGAUAAUGGCGUGGCCCCAAACACUGUUGCUUACACUACUCUGAUUGAUAUAUAUAGCAAGGAAGGGAAUUUUGUUGAAGCAAAGAGGAUGUUCCAUGAGAUGGAGAGUAAGGGAGAAAAACCAAAUACUGUGACAUACAAUAGUUUGAUAGAUGGAUAUUGCAAGAAAGGUAAGAUGAAGGAAGCAAAUAUACUAAGAAAGGAGAUGGAAGCUAGGAGAUUGUUGCCAGAUGUUUAUACAUACACCUCUCUUCUCCAUGGAGAAUGUAUAGUCGGACAGAUAGACAAGGCUCUGAAGUUGUUCAAAGAGAUGCCUACAAAGGGAUUAAUUCCGAGUGUUGUGUCGUACACGGCAUUGAUUUCAGGCUUAUCAAAAGAGGGAAGAUCAGAUGAAGCUUUCAAAUUAUAUGACCAGAUGAUUGAGGCUGGUUUGACGCCUGAUGACACUGUAUACUCUUCUCUUGUCGGCAGUCUUCAUGGCUCUAGACCUUAUUUUAGAGUCAGUUGAGGAAAAGAAAUCAACCAUAAUCAUACUGGCACUUGGGCCUGUGGCUUUCUAUCAGCCAUUUUCUCUCUGCUGACUACAUUUUUGUCUGCUUGGAUCUCCUCACCAGUGAUUGACGAAGUUGAAAAACAAGCACUAAGUAGAAUUUGUUAGCAAUCAAGAAAUGGACUGAAGAUGGAUUCCAACAACUUCAUCUACUCCAACGGGAAAUCUCUCAACAUAGAUUUCCAGAACACUUCCAGGUUGAGAAGUCGAUCAAAUCCCGUAGAAAAACUGUCAGAGAUGGUGGUCUAGUGCAUGUCAAGACUGGAUUUCUGUGCAUCACCAAAGAAAUCGAGUCAAGUACUGGGAUCAUUAUUGUGGGAUUGUGAUAAACAAAUUUAUUAUCACGAUGAAGCCCUUUGAAGCAAGCUUGAUGGCUAGAUUGGUAAAUAGAGUAAUAUGACAUCGGUAUGGGAAUGCGAAUCAAGCGAUCUUUAUGAUAUGGAGCUUUUCCCGUCUCUACUCCAUUUUCCUUUACAUGUACAUUCAGUAUGGGCGUUGGGAAUAUAAAUACUGCUCUGUAUGUAAAUUAUGCCCUGUCAUUUUCAAAUUUCAAGACUAUAAAUCCAUAAACAAUUCUAUA